Molecule: messenger RNA, 4226 nt
Organism: Rana temporaria (common frog)
Lineage: Eukaryota; Metazoa; Chordata; Amphibia; Anura; Ranidae
Gene: NAT10
Product: N-acetyltransferase 10
Exons: 29
Coding region: 129-3227 (1032 amino acids)
Biological process (GO): rRNA acetylation involved in maturation of SSU-rRNA
Cellular component (GO): nucleolus; 90S preribosome
Molecular function (GO): 18S rRNA cytidine N-acetyltransferase activity; tRNA binding; ATP binding
Source: RefSeq, a predicted model, not a curated record
CCGACUCUGAUUGGAAGGACCCCUGCGAAAGCAUUCAGGCGCCGAGGACAGCCCGGGGUCCUACCUUACUGUGCACAUGGUACAUGUGAUCGGAGCUGGCUGCCUGAUUGUAGGAUUAACCAAUCACAAUGCAGAGGAAGAAGAUCGAUAACCGGAUCCGGGUCCAGAUCGAGAACGGAGUUGCUGAGAAGCACAGAAGUUUAUUUGUGAUUGUGGGGGACCAUGGGAAGGAUCAGGUGGUCAUUCUCCAUCACAUGCUCUCCAAAGCUGCAGUGCGAGCUCGGCCCUCUGUACUCUGGUGUUACAAGAAGGAGUUGGGCUUCAGCAGUAACCGGAAGAAGAAAAUGAGAAAACUACAGAAGAGGAUAAAGAGCGGCACACUAAACAUCAAGGAGGACGACCCGUUUGAGCUGUUUAUUGCCGCCACCAACAUCCGCUAUUGUUAUUAUAACGAGACCCAUAAGAUUCUGGGAAACACCUACGGCAUGUGUGUCUUGCAGGAUUUUGAGGCUCUGACUCCCAACUUGCUGGCUCGUACCGUAGAGACGGUGGAAGGUGGUGGACUUGUGGUGCUUCUUCUCCGCACUAUGAGCUCCCUGAAGCAGCUGUACACCAUGACCAUGGAUGUCCAUUCUCGCUACAGAACAGAAGCGCAUCAGGACGUUGUGGGACGUUUUAAUGAAAGGUUUAUAUUAUCUCUGUCCUCCUGUAAGAACUGUAUGGUGAUUGAUGAUCAGCUGAAUAUCCUGCCUACUUCCAGCCAUAUUGCCAACAUAACGCCGAUUCCGCCAAAGACACAGGAGAGCAGCCUGACCCCGGAGGAGCAGGAGCUGCAGGAGGUGAAGCUCAGUCUCCAGGACACACAGCCGGUUGGGGUUCUGGUUGAAAACUGCAAGACCCUCGACCAGGCCAAGGCAGUUCUGAAGUUUAUAGAGGCGAUAUCGGAGAAGACCCUCCGCAGUACAGUGGCCCUGACAGCCGCUAGAGGUCGCGGCAAGUCGGCAGCACUAGGAUUGGCGAUUGCGGGGGCUGUGGCUUUUGGUUAUUCCAAUAUUUUUGUGACCUCUCCGAGCCCCGAUAAUCUGCACACGCUGUUUGAGUUCAUCUUCAAAGGCUUUGACUCGCUGCAUUACCAGGAACAUAUGGACUAUGAAAUCAUCCAAUCCCUGAACCCGGAGUUUGAGAAAGCUGUGGUCCGAGUCAAUGUGUUCAAGGAGCACCGACAGACCAUACAGUACAUCCAUCCGGCAGACGCCGUAAAGUUGGGUCAGGCGGAACUGGUGGUGAUCGAUGAAGCAGCUGCUAUCCCUCUGCCUCUAGUAAAGAGUCUUAUGGGGCCCUACCUGGUCUUCAUGGCAUCUACAAUCAAUGGAUAUGAAGGCACUGGCCGCUCCCUUUCACUCAAAUUGAUUCAGCAGCUGCGCCAGCAGAGUGCAGAAAGUCAGAUCUCCAACACCGCAGAGAACAAAAACUCCAGCACCCAGCUCCUGUCCUCAGCUCGUACCCUCCAUGAAGUAUCUUUGCAGGAAUCUAUACGUUACGCUCCGGGAGACGCCGUGGAGAAAUGGCUGAAUGAACUGCUGUGUUUAGAUUGCCUGAACAUCAGCAGGAUGAUAAGUGGGUGUCCCCUGCCCGAGACCUGUUCUCUAUACUAUGUGAACCGGGACACUCUGUUCUGCUACCACAAGGCAUCGGAAUCUUUCCUGCAGAGGUUAAUGGCUCUUUAUGUUGCUUCUCAUUACAAGAAUUCACCCAACGAUCUUCAGUUGCUCUCCGACGCCCCGGCACAUCACCUCUUCUGCCUCCUCCCACCAGUACCUCCUACCCAGAAUGCCCUACCAGAGGUCCUGGCUGUUCUUCAGGUCUGUCUGGAGGGGGAAAUUUCACGUCAAUCGGUCAUGAGCAGUCUUUCUCGGGGGAAGAAAGCUUCUGGGGAUCUCAUCCCCUGGACAGUGUCGGAGCAGUUUCAAGACCCAGAUUUUAGCAGUUUAUCUGGAGGAAGAGUUGUAAGGAUUGCUGUUCAUCCAGACUACCAAGGGAUGGGUUAUGGAAGCAAAGCAUUGCAGUUGCUGCAGAUGUAUUAUGAGGGACAGUUCACCUGCCUGGAAGAAAAUGUCACAAACAAGCCCCAAGAGAUCACUCCAAUAAGCGGUGAGGCGGUCAGCCUUUUAGAGGAGAUGGUAACACCUCGGAAGAACCUGCCGCCCCUCCUGCUCCGGCUCAGUGAGAGACCAGCGGAGAAGUUGGAUUAUUUAGGGGUGUCCUAUGGAUUAACACCAAAACUGCUGAAGUUCUGGAAGCGAGCUGGGUUUGUUCCUGUAUACCUGCGUCAGACUCCAAAUGACCUCACGGGGGAGCACUCCUGCAUUAUGCUGAAGAGUCUUCAGGAAGAUGAAGAAUCUCAACAGGAGCCUUGGCUGACCGCAUUUUGGAAAGAUUUCCGAAGACGUUUCCUCUCUUUAUUGUCCUAUCAGUUCAGCAAUUUCUCCCCAUCGGUGGCGCUGAAUAUGCUACAGAACAAAAACGUCAAGAAAGAAUCUCAGAGUUCGAUCACACGUUCAGAGCUGGAAGCCUCUUUUACACCGUACGACCUCAAGAGGUUAGAGAUGUAUUCUCAGAACAUGGUGGACUAUCACCUGAUCAUGGAUCUCAUACCCUCGAUUGCACGACUGGUCUUCUUGCAGCGACUUGGAAGCUUCAACCUGUCAGUUGCCCAGAAUGCUCUGCUCCUGGGAAUCGGGCUGCAGCACAAGACUAUGGAUCAGCUGGAGAAGGAGAUUGAACUGCCCGUCAGUCAGCUAAUGGGUCUGUUUAACCGCGUCAUCCGCAAAAUUGUCCAGGUAUUUAACCGGGUUCAGGAGAAGGCUGUGGAGGAACAGAUGGGGGCCGUCAAGGAGGUGGUUAUGGAGCCCACCUUGCAAUCCCUCAAUGAUGAUCUGGAAGAGGCAGCCAGGGAGUUCCAGCAGAAGCACAAAGAGGAGGUGCAGAAGUUGCAAGGAAUCAAUCUAUCGCAAUACGUGAUCCGGGGUGAUGAUGACGAGUGGAACGAGGUUCUAAAGACUGGCAAGGCUGCAUCUGUUAUCAGUGUGAAAAGCGAUAAGAAACGGAAACUGGACCAGCCGGAGAAGAGCGGUGGGAAGUUCCAGAAAAAGCUAAGGAACAACAAGGACAACAAAGACAAAAAGCUGAAGAACAACAAAGACAAGACGCAGAAGUUUAGAAAGUGAUCAGUUGGGGCUUUGCUGAUGUAUGAGGGGUGUGCGGUAAUCAUCCUGUCCACAGUCACCCCCCGAGGAGGCCCCCCCGUCAUCCUGUCCACAGUCACCCCGCGGAGGCCCCCCCGUCAUCCUGUCCACAGUCACCCCGCGGAGGCCCCCCGUCAUCCUGUCCGCAGUCACCCCAAGGAGGCCCCCCGUCAUCCUGUCCACAGUCACCCCGAGGAGGCCCCCCGUCAUCCUGUCCACAGUCACCCCGAGGAGGCCCCCCGUCAUCCUGUCCACAGUCACCCCGAGGAGGCCCCCCGUCAUCCUGUCCACAGUCACCCCGAGGAGGCCCCCCGUCAUCCUGUCCACAGUCACCCCGAGGAGGCCCCCCGUCAUCCUGUCCACAGUCACCCCGAGGAGGCCCCCCGUCAUCCUGUCCACAGUCACCCCGAGGAGGCCCCCGUCAUCCUGUCCACAGUCACCCCGAGGAGGCCCCGUCAUCCUGUCCACAGUCACCCCGAGGAGGCCCCCCGUCAUCCUGUCCACAGUCACCCCGAGGAGGCCCCGUCAUCCUGGUACCUGCGGCAGGAGGGAGGACUAUUAUCGGGCUCAUCCCUUGAUGAUUCUGUAUAUAGGUGGGGUGUUUAUUCCUCUAUAUGUGCCUUGUGUAUAAUCCUAUAUAGACCAAGAGAACUGUAUAUAUGUAGGCUGUACAAAGUCCACAUUGUUGUCAAAUGUUAUGCUGUUUUUUUUCUGUUUACUUGGUUGAUUCAAUGUCAAGAGACAUGCAAUGAUUUUUUUUCUUGGAAAGCAUGUGAAAACAAGUGGUGAGAAACUGCAGCUCGUAGGCAUUCCCAGAGACGUUGGCGUUGAUUUACAAAAGCUGGUGCAGCUCUGCAUAGAAACAAUAAUUUUUUUAUUAUCAAAGCUUAAGGCCCCUUUCAGACGGAGUGGAAUCCGGGGAUCUCUCUGUUUAUGAUGACAGGUCUGUGUCCGUUCCUCUAUGUAGCGCAGACACAGCCC